This is a messenger RNA of Formica exsecta, 672 nucleotides long. RefSeq lists its product as uncharacterized. The coding region runs from base 1 to 672 and encodes 223 amino acids. The transcript has a single exon. NCBI's taxonomy places the organism in Eukaryota, Metazoa, Arthropoda, Insecta, Hymenoptera, Formicidae. The record is from RefSeq and is a predicted model, not a curated record.
AUGGUUUCAUAUCGCGCGAAACAAGAGCCUAAAAUCGUUUUGUUAAAGAUACAGUGGCGAAUGCCUCAUAUAGUGUUAAAAGAUGUUAACAAAUUAAGAUUAUUGCGCACAUUGGAUAGCGGACGAUACCUGAGCGUCGCUUUUCGCUCGUGGGAUCUCUACGAGUUUCCGCUUCUACAGAGCACGACUAAACAUUCGUGGGCUGUCAAAGCGGCGACGCAACUCGAGAAACCGCGAUACGUUAUCUUCGCGCUACAGUCCGGAAAGAAGAACGUUCUAUCCGAGGAGCCUUCCCUAUUCGACGAUUGCAAACUAACUAAUGUCAAAUUGUAUCUUAAUUCCGAUUUUUAUUCUUACGACGACAUGAAUCUGGAUUUCGAGCGCAAAGCCACAGUGCUGUACGAUAUGUACUCGAAAUUUCGAAGAACGUACUACGGAUGCGACAAAGACGAAGGGCUCUUAAAUCUGAAUAAAUUUUUAGUCCACGGCCCGCUCGUAGUCAUCGACUGUUCUCGACAAAACGAGUCGAUCAAGAGCGCCACUGUGGAUGUUCGCGUAGAGUUUGAUUGCAAGGAGAACAUUCCCUCUAAUACCACAGCUUACUGUCUUAUCAUUCACAAUCGAGUGGUGGAGUACAAUCCGCUCACCAACGUUGUGCGCAGAAUCGUGUAA